This is a messenger RNA of Micropterus dolomieu (smallmouth bass), 4060 nucleotides long. RefSeq names its product tyrosine-protein phosphatase non-receptor type 4-like. Gene Ontology annotation, molecular function: protein binding; protein tyrosine phosphatase activity. The record is from RefSeq and is a predicted model, not a curated record. Lineage: Eukaryota; Metazoa; Chordata; Actinopteri; Centrarchiformes; Centrarchidae. Gene Ontology annotation, biological process: protein dephosphorylation. The transcript is spliced from 12 exons. Bases 119 to 1711 code for a protein of 530 amino acids. Gene Ontology annotation, cellular component: cytoplasm; cytoplasmic side of plasma membrane.
AGAGGGGCUUGACGGCCAACCUCCAGCUCUGCCCCCCAAACAGCUGAGCAGGAAAACCUUGAGCCAGAUCAUCCAGGCCCACUCCCAGCAGAGCCUCCUGGACAACCACCUCAACGAGAUGUACGAUGUUCCCGUCAAUGCUGAUAAGACCACGCUAAAUGGAGUUGUCCCUCAUGAUAAUCUGGUCCUGAUCAAGAUGCGACCUGAUGAACACGGACGCUUCGGCUUCAAUGUCAAGGGUGGAGCUGACCAGAAGAUGCCCAUCAUUGUGUCUCGAGUGGCUCCGGGAACAUCAGCCGACCUGUGUGUGCCUCGCCUUAACGAGGGCGACCAGGUGGUCCUGAUUAAUGGACGGGACAUCUCUGACCACACCCAUGACCAGGUGGUCAUGUUCAUCAAAGCCAGCUGUGAGAGCCACUCUGGGGAGCUCAUUCUAUUGGUCAGACCAAACGCCAUUUAUGACGUUGUGGAGGAGAAGGUGGACUCGGAGCCAGAUUUUCAGUACAUCCCCGAGAAGUCCCCUCAGGACCCUGCUCAGCUAGACCAGCAUGCUUUGAGGGACUCCAUGGUCACACUGAAGGAAGGCCUGAGCAGUGGAGCCAUACUGGCACAGUUUGAUCAACUGUACAGGAAGAGGCCGGGAAUGACCAUGCUGUGUGCCAAAUUACCUCAGAACGUUUCCAAAAAUCGCUACAGAGACAUCUCUCCUUAUGAUGCCACGCGGGUCAUUCUUAAAAGCACAGAUGACUACAUCAAUGCAAAUUACAUCAAUAUGGAGAUUCCAGCCUCCAGUCUGAUAAACCGCUACAUAGCAUGCCAGGGCCCCCUGCCCAACACCUGCCCUGACUUCUGGCAAAUGACAUGGGAGCAGGGCUCAUCCAUGGUGGUCAUGCUGACUACGCAGGUCGAGAGGGGGCGGGUCAAGUGUCACCAGUACUGGCCCAAUCCAGACAGCAGCGCCACCUACGGAGACUUUACAGUAACGUGCCACAAUGAAGAGGGCAACUCUGCCUUCCUGGUCCGGGAGAUGACACUCAUGCACACACCGAGUGAGCAGCAGCGAGAGCUUACCCAGAUUCAGUACCUGGCUUGGCCAGACCACGGCGUUCCUGAUGACUCCACUGAUUUCCUGGACUUUGUGGCUCUGGUACGGACAAAACGGGCUGGACAGGACCACCCGAUGGUGGUACACUGCAGCGCGGGGAUUGGUCGGACAGGGGUCCUUAUCACCAUGGAGACGGCACUGUGUCUAAUGGAGUGUGGUCAGCCAGUGUAUCCUCUAGAUAUCGUCAGGACCAUGAGAGACCAGAGGGCCAUGAUGAUACAAACACCUAGCCAGUAUCGCUUUGUAUGUGAGGCCAUCCUGAGAGUCUACGAGGAGGGCCUGGUCAAACCACUCAAGACCGCCAUCUACCAGCAGAGAGGAAAGGUGGACGAAGAGAGGGAGGAGGAGAAGAAAGAGCAGCAGAAGGCAGGAGAGGGAGAAGAAACGACAGUGGCGGAGGAAGGGGAGGCGGCUGUGGUGGAGUUGCUGGAAGGAGGUCUGGACGACGAGGACGACGACGACGAAGAGGUUGAAGUGCUGGAUGUGGGAGAAGUGACGGAAGAGGACGAAGAGGAGGAGGAAGUGGAGGAGCCGAGCGUCGCGAGCGCCACCAGCGUGAACAGCGAGACCAGCGUGAACCCUGACUCUGAUCCCGCUAACCCGUGACAUUUGACCUCCGGGGGUCAUCAGGGGUCGCCAGGAGGAGGCCAGGUGGCCGGAGGAGAGAACAAAAGCACUGUUGCACUUUAUGCUGACAAAAAUGGGGGGAAAAAAGACACACAAAUGAACAAACGUGAAAAUGAUGGACAAGCUAGAAUAAAAAAAGAAAUCCAGCUGUGUUGAAUAGGUACCAUUAGGGGAAAUUGUAUGUUCAGGAUGCAGAAAAAAGUAUUCAAAGAAUGCAAAGAUAAAAGUACGAGAGAAUAAAAUGUGGAUGGGGAGUUGCUGUAGUGCCAUAAGUACGAAGGGGAAGGGCUGCCCCCAUGAAGGGUCGCCCUGUCUCCUUCUGAGCGAGUCUGCCAGACGGACCUGCCUUUUUUUAGUGUCCUUUUAGCUGAUAAAAGAGAUAUACCUUAUCUUUUGUUCCUCAGAAAGAGUAUUUAUUGUGUUUUAGUUUGUGUCAAACCCUGUCCACUGAACAAAAAAAGUGUAUGUAUGUUUGUAUGAAUCUAGAACUUCAUGCUUUCCUGAUUAAAUCUUAGAUAGUAAAGUAGUGUGAUUCCUCUUCUUCUAACUACUUCUUUAAUUUGUUUGCUUUUUUGUGGAAAGGAAAAAAACAGUGAUUUAAUUUAUUGUGCUUGGUUUCUAUCUUAGCUUUCUUGUCUAAGUUUCUGACAGCACAGACUGACAGAUGGACAGCUGAAAGCACUUCGUGUCUCACCCCUUGUUCAGUGCUGUGGCACGUUGGAUUCUUUAUUCUGCUUUGUGCUGUGUUUUUGAGCUUAACAGACACGCACGCUCUGCAGCGGCCAUUGUUUUGGCGCGGUGAAGAACAUAACUGGUUUACAAACCUCAGGGCCUGUGUUGGCUGGGCACCUCUCUUUCACUUCUGGUGUGGUCACGGCGGCUCUUUUUGCUCUAUCACUACAGACCUCCCGCUGAAAAACAGAAACUUUGACCUUUCAGCGGGGAUCGAUUCAGAACCAAUUCUCCUCACAUUGCUUAAUGUUCAAAAGCACAUUAAGGCAACACGAGAAAACAAAUGCGGUGUUGGAAGGAGAGGCCCCAGUAGACACACGGCCUCACUGAGUUACAAUCUAAGCUAUUUCCCAGCCGUCGUGGCUGAUAAAGCUAAGAAACAAGGCUGAGGUCAGUUCGUUUCUGUCUUCAAUUUCACAUGCAAUCAAUUAAAUAUUUUUUACUCAAACUUUCGGCUCACUUGCAACUGACAAAGUGGGCGUCAGGGUCCCUGGUGAAGUGUCCUUGAGCCAGACGCUGACUGCAUGUGACGCUCUGUGGCUUCCCUCCUGAUUGGUUUCCCCAGAGUAGGACAACUUAUAGCAAAUUUUGGAUCAACCCCAAAUGUGUCUUGCUUGCUUUUGCACAGGUUGGUAUGUCAGAAUCCAAAAAAACAAAUCAGAGACCAGUAUCAUUUAUUAGUUCUCAAGUAGUUGAAAGCUGCUCCAAAGUUUAUGCAAAAAUAAAGAGCUUGCUGAAAGUGAACUGACCUCAACCUUGGUGUGAAUGGUAAAAACAUGACUUUAAAGGCUCCCUCCUCUGACCUCCCCUCAUUUAAUUUUAAGUUUUUAUUUUUAAAUCUCGAGACAUUUGAAUCCUGCAAACUAGAUACACAUUUGAUCAUGGUCAGCAUUAAAUUCAGUGAGACUAGAUUUUCCAAGUAAAUACCCUCAUUAAAUACUUUUUUUCUCAGUGGGGUUCAGAGGUCACUGGAGUCGGGCUUUAAACCAACCUUUGCUUGUCUUUUUGUUUUGUUUUUCUAAAUCUGUCUGCCAGAGAACAGUUGACCGUUCAAAGAAGCAGCACAGACACAUCAUAAAACCAGGACUUUUCCUUUUUUUUUUUAAAUUAAUCUUUCCAAAUGGUACUUUAUUUUAAGGCACAUGUUGUUUUUAAGCCAAGAUGUGUUCAUGAGUGAUAAGAGACUAAGUGAUGAUUUGUAUUUUUAAUUCACAAAACCCAGCAUCAAGUUGCUUGUUGAGUGUAUUUUUUUUAUUUUUUUUUUCAAUCUUUCUUUUUAUCCAAGUACAGGUUAAGCUGCAUUGUACUUUACAUAGCAGUAUAGAAUGAAGUUGUAGUCUCUUCAUAAUCGGAGAGAUUUUUCUUAGCGGCUGCUCUGGUACCUGCUGUCAUUGGCUCCCGCCAUGGAUUCUGCUGGAAAAACCUGUAUGUGUGUGUGUGUGUGUGUGUGUGUGUGUGGACUCAGAUUUGUCUGGAUCUUUCUCUGUACCUCUCCCUUCUCCAUUUCUAACAUACUUUGUUAGCUGUCUGGUCAAAGCCUGCUUGUUCGUUAACUGGAAUGAAAGGUUGUGCCAUAAAGCCACAAACUUAAUCCAA